Messenger RNA from Podarcis muralis (Common wall lizard), 2914 nucleotides. RefSeq names its product lamin-B3-like. Gene Ontology annotation, molecular function: structural constituent of cytoskeleton. Gene Ontology annotation, cellular component: nuclear lamina; nuclear envelope. The record is from RefSeq and is a predicted model, not a curated record. Gene Ontology annotation, biological process: heterochromatin formation; nuclear envelope organization; nuclear migration. Lineage: Eukaryota; Metazoa; Chordata; Lepidosauria; Squamata; Lacertidae.
CACUUCUUAAAGUUAAAAUCAGCUUUUCUGCUUCUUUGCAGAAUGAGUCCCAACAUAUUUACCCCCACGCCCUUCCUGCAAAGCGCGGCAGCGCAUAUAUAGCCUUGGCCCAAUUCUUUUUCCUCUGCUUAACGCCAGGAGAGGGGUGUGUGUGGUUCGGCCGCCGCUUGCAAGAGUGCGCGGCGAGGUGGUCCCUGCAGCUCGGAUGGCUUCGCCGGACAGCGGCCUGGGCGACGACAGCUUCUCUUCCCCGCUCCUGCCCGCCCCGCCGAGCAUCCUGCAGCAGGAGCUGCGCCAGCUGAAUGACCGCCUAGCCGCCUACCUACCGCACGUCCGCGGCCUGGAAGCCACCAGGACGGCGCUGCAGCUCCGCCUGUCCGCAUCCGAGGAGGGCAGGCGCCGCGAGGUCGGCGUCUUACGGAGGGCUUACGAGAGGGAGCUGGCCGCAGUGCGCGAGGAGCUCCACGGGCAAGUCCGGCAGCGCGCCGGUCUGCAGGUGGAGCUGGAGACCCUCCUCGAAAAGCACAGGCAGCUGCUCGCCAGGAAUUCUAAAAAUGAGAAUGAUUUAAGCCUGGCAGUCGCUCGUGUGAAGGACCUUGAUGCUCAGCUCCACUGCAAAGAGGCCGAAUUGACGACAUCCUUGAGUAGACAGCAAAGCCUGCAGAACCAUCUUCAAGAGUCAGCGCGUGAAAUCAGCUCUCUCAAGGUAAUGGUCAAUGAUUCCAAAAGCCGUCUUCAAAAUGAGAUGUUGAAUAGAACAGCUAUAGAAAACCAAAUGGAAACCCUGAAGAAACAAGUGACAUUUCUAAAGAACAUCCAUGAAGACGAGCUAAAGAACAAGAAGCAGAUCUAUGAGAGCAGGAUUCAAGAAAUAGAGUCUCACCAUCACCAGGAAUUGGAGAGUAAGCUGUUGAAUGCUCUCAAAGAGCUCAGACAGCAACACGAACAACAGAUUUGCGCGUAUAAAGAUCAGGUGCAGCAAAUCUUCAGUGCCAAAAUGGAAAACAUUCAGCGUUCUGCGGCAAGGAGUAGUGAUAUCACCAAAGCUGCUGAGGAGGAGCUCAGAGAAGCCAAACUGAGAGUUGAUUCUCUGAUGUCACAGGUUGCUACGUUAGAAGCCAGGAAUGGGGAUUUGGAGGCCAGAAUAAACACGUUGGAGAACACCAUUCUCGACAAACAAGGCUAUUCGAUGAGAUGCCUAGCUGAGAAGGACAGGGAGAUGGACAGAAUGCAUCAGCGUAUGCAGGCACAGCUGGAGGAGCAUGGGAAACUGUUGGAAAUGAAGAUGGGUCUGGAUCUGGAGAUUGGUGCAUAUCGGGCAAUGCUAGAAGGAGAGGAACAACGGUUAAAAAACAGGCCCGGCUCGGAAAGUGUUGGAACACUGGAAACCACUAGUCUGGGCAGCCCCGUCCUCCCACGAAGGAGAAGGAGGAAGAGGGCACUUUCAGAAAGCCAAGUCCACAGCGUUUGCUUCAAAACGGUCCAGCAUGCAUCAUCUUCAGGAAGUAUUUCCAUAGAACAUAUUGACAAAGAAGGACAAUUUGUCAAAAUCAGAAACAAUUCUGAUCAGGAGCAGUCACUAAGUGGGUGGACCACAAGAAGGCAGCAUGGAAACCAGUCUGAAAUAAUGUACGAGUUUCCUGCUCGAUGUACCCUUGGGGCUGGUCAAGUACUUACAAUCUGGGUGUGACAGAAAGUUCAAGCCCAGCUCCUGGUAUGCUUGUCUGGAAGUCCCCCAAGUCAAUGAGAGGUGGAGACAGCUUUAGGAUUGUACUUUUUGACUCUGCUGGAAACCAAAUGGCAGAAGGAAAGCUCACUUACGUAGAUAGAGGAGAAGGUGGUGGAGAAAUGGAGGUGGCUGCUGGGGAAGAAGGAAUGGAGCGUCAUAUUCAGGCAGGUCUCCUACGUGAACUCCAAAACUGAGAAAUGCCAAAUACUUGUAUUCGUAUCCGGCUGAGUUGAGCUGUUGCUGCUGCUUUUUAAAAUAGUCAGUUGAUGCAAAGCACAGUAGUGGUUAGCUGCACAGUGCACUUGUUUCUCCUGACAUGCCACAUAGAUGCUGUUUUUUGGGAUGGCAAUCUUGUAAACGUUUACAGAUAACUGAAGAACCAGGGUUGUUGCUUUGGCUCCAGCCUAGCUGUAACAUUGACCUAGCUUAGCGAGAGAAGCGCUUACCAUUCUCAAAAGAGUUUUCUGGGCCUGAAUGCACAGCAGAACUGCCGUUUUUAGGUCUAAUCUCAUGGCACAUCUUAUGAAGCAAAUGUUCGUCUCUUUCCCUCCUCCUUGCCCGCCCUCUCUCCAGCGAAAUGAAAGUCGAACCUGCCUCAUAAUAUAGCCGAGAGAAGAUGGUGAGCAUCUGUGGAAGCUUCCUCCAGCCAAAAUGAUGGUCUACGUAUAUGAAAGUAACAACCUACAGAAAGAGACUCUGUUCAGCGUAGAGCCUUACUUCAACUGAAGACUCUCUAAAUGGGACAGGGCAAUGGUGGAGGAACCCAGAUUGGAGGAACCACCAAACCCAAAGUCCUUGUCCUGGCAGGGUGGAAGUUUUUGGGAGGGUCAUCACCUCCAUUUAGUUUUGUUCCAGUUGAGGCCAGUGAGAAGAGAAGGCUUCUAAGUAUAGCAGAGCCAGGGCUGGUGUACUUCUUCUCCCCCAAUUCCAGAGUUAUAGGGAGGGGGACGGAAUUCACUGACGUACCUUGUAGUUCCUCCAGGUUUCCUUCUCCACUGUCUGAGCUCUGUCAGAGGGUCAGCUGCAAAGAGUGUACCCUCUGUGAGUAGCCCUCCUGCUCCUUCCCAGGGACCCAAGAAUUAUUUAUCUAUACCAUCUUGCUCAUCACAAUGAGUGAAAAGACACAGUUUCAGUUUAUUUCUUUACAAAUUAUGAACUGCAAAUUAUUAAAAGCCAAAUUAUUAA